AUGAUCGCCUGCUAUCCUGCUAACGAACUUGAAAUCGGGGCCGUAGAUCGCCUUGCUCGUGCCAGAGGAGAAGAGCCGGCUCGGGUGCCCGUGGUAGACAAAGAUCCUCACGCCUUUUCCGUUCUUCCUUCAGAAGACAACUAUAUCGGCUACAGCUCAGGAAUACCAUUCGGAUGGGUAAAUGACGUGGCGCUGAAGAGCCUCGAGGCAUUCCGAGCAUACGAACCUUCAGCUCUUAUCGAACGUAUCUGCCCUACUCCGUCGCUACUGAUUUUGAUGAACAAUGAUGUUGUCACACCUACCGACCUUGCGCUUGGUGCUUUCGCAAGAGCAAAGGAACCCAAGCAAUUACACAUUCCGCCGGGAGGACAUUUCGACCCAUAUAAUGGGCAACUCUUCGAUGAAAAUGCUCCAGUACAGGCCAGGUUUCUACAAGAGCAUCUCCUAAAGUAG
Messenger RNA from Aspergillus eucalypticola CBS 122712, 453 nucleotides. RefSeq lists its product as uncharacterized. The transcript has 2 exons. The record is from RefSeq and is a predicted model, not a curated record. NCBI's taxonomy places the organism in Eukaryota, Fungi, Ascomycota, Eurotiomycetes, Eurotiales, Aspergillaceae. The coding region runs from base 1 to 453 and encodes 150 amino acids.